Molecule: messenger RNA, 3341 nt
Organism: Physella acuta
Lineage: Eukaryota; Metazoa; Mollusca; Gastropoda; Physidae
Product: disintegrin and metalloproteinase domain-containing protein 10
Biological process (GO): membrane protein ectodomain proteolysis; Notch signaling pathway
Cellular component (GO): plasma membrane
Molecular function (GO): metalloendopeptidase activity
Source: RefSeq, a predicted model, not a curated record
GCUAACAAGAUGGCUGUAUCAUUAUCAUAAACAAAAAGAAAACAUCAAUAGUGAAUAAUAAUUUUGACAUGCUUAUAUGAAAUAUUCACUAUGGUUUUAGGCAGCACUACUUCUACACAAUGUAUAUUACUGUUUAUACAAUUCGUUAUAAUAGUCCAGCAAUCAGAUAGUGCUAGACUAGAUGAGUACAUUCAUGAUUUCCAGACAUUAACAUUUGAUAGUCAAGACCUCCACAAGAAACACGAGAGGGUUCGUAGGUCCACAGAUCAGACUUUACAUCUCCAUUUCCGUGCCUACAACAGAGACUUUUCACUUCAGCUUAAGAAAGAUAAUGAUAUAUUCAGUCCUGAUCAUACCAUGCUAGAGCCUGAUGGCAGGCGGGUACAUGUAGAUACAUCAUUUAUAUAUACUGGAUAUGUGGAGGGUGUUCCCAGAAGUGAUGUUCAUAUGUCCAUCAUUAAUGGCACAGCUCGUGGACAUAUACAUAUACCAGGGGAAACAACUUAUCAUAUAGAAUCAGCUGAGCAGUAUUUUAACAAUCCAAAUUUCCAUGCAGUUAUAUAUCCAGAGACUCACAUGGAUAAGGAUCCAUUCAGGCAUAGAAGAGCAGCAGAUGAUGUAGGGUCGUGUGGGAUGGACAGAGUAAAGGAAUGGAUGGACAAAGUAUCAAAAUCAGCCGUAGAGGAUAUAACUAACAGACAUAAAAGAUCCAGCACAGCUGAGCACUAUGAGAGUGAGUCACCAGGCAACAAGUACUCCUCUCAGGCCAACGGCUACUCACACCCAGAGAGGAAGAAGAAGGCGGCACAGAAGGACAUACAGAACCCUAACAGCACCUGCUUUCUCUACCUGCGCUCUGACCCCAUGAUGUGGAACUUUGUUAAACAUGAGAAAUUUAAACAAACAGUGAGUGAUGAAAGAGCCAAGGAAGAAAUCCUCGCCUUCUUUGCUAAUCAUGUGCAUGCAUUGAAAAACAUUUUCCAUCGAACAAUCUUCACCACCUACAACAAUGACUUAAAAUAUCAGGGGAUCAACUUCGUUGUGCAGCGUACCAGUAUUAUGACCCCACAGAACCAAAACUGUGGCUCACCAGGAGCAAGCAGCUACUGUAACCCAAACAUUGAUGUCAGCAACUUUCUCAACCUCAACUCUAUGGACCAACAUGACGAGUUCUGUCUGGCUUACAUCUUCACACACCGCGACUUCACUAGAGGCACACUGGGGCUGGCCUGGGUUGGUGCUAGGGAAGUGGCAUCAGGGGGCAUCUGUGAGAGGCACAAGAGCUACCUGGAGAGGGAUGAGACAGUGCCCAAGAGUUUAAACACUGGCAUCGUGACCACGGUCAACUACGGCAAGGCUGUCCCACCCCGUGUCUCACAGCUGACCUUCACACAUGAAGUUGGUCAUAACUUUGGAUCACCACAUGACCAGGGGGAUGAGUGCGCACCAUUUGGCACAGAGCAGACCAACGCAGCAGAUGGCAACUACAUCAUGUUUGCCAGCGCAACCAUGGGAGACCGUCCCAACAAUGACGACUUCAGUAUCUGCUCUAGGGACAACAUCACCAGACUCUUACAUGUUAUCUUUAAUGAGCUCAGUGGGAAAAGGAAUUGUUUCAAGCGUAAGUCAGACAUGUUUGUGUGGAACAAUAGCUUUAGUAUCUGCUCUAGGGACAACAUCACCAGACUCUUACAUGUUAUCUUUAAUGAGCUCACAGUGGGAAAAGGAAUUGUUUCAAGCCUCAGUGGGAAAAGGAAUUGUUUCAAGCGUAAGUCAGACAUGUCUGUGUGGAACAAUAGCUUCAGUAUCUGCUCUAGGGACAACAUCACCAGACUCUUACAUGUUAUCUUUAAUGAGCUCAGUGGGAAAAGGAAUUGUUUCAAGCCUUCUAAGACAGCAUUCUGUGGUAAUGGCAUCAAGGAAGAGGGAGAGCAGUGUGACUGUGGCUACGCUCAGGACUGUGAGGACAUGUGUUGCUAUGGACGUGAGGCAGGUGAUGGCGUCCAGUGCACACUUAAAAGUGGGGCCAAAUGCAGUCCUACAGCAGGCCCAUGUUGUACAUCAACUUGCCAGUUUGUGUCAGCAAGCAGCAGAGUCCAGUGUAAGCCAGCUGACGAAUGCAAGCAAGUUUCUUACUGCAAAUAUCCUUUGUUUCAUCACUCGUGUACCUCCACCCAUGCUGAAUGCCCUGAAGCCAAGAUAGAGGCCAAUGGAACCUCCUGCAAUGAUGAUGCUCAGAUGUGCUCUAAUGGGGAAUGCGUAGACUCUGUGUGUAAAAGAAUCAACUGGAAAGUCUGCUAUCUGACAGCUGAGAAUGGAGAUGAAGGUCCAUCCAGAGAAGCUCUGUGCUAUGUGUCUUGCACCAACCCAGUCACCAACAAGUGUGUCAGCUCGUUUGACCAGGUGGCCAUCAACAAACCAGAGAACGAGGAUUUACGUCAGCUGCUGUUGGACGUCACCAGCAAGAAGUUGGGGAAACCUGCGGAUGAACCCAGGGGAAUUCAGCUGCCUGCUGGUUCUCCGUGUGACAACUACCGAGGCUACUGUGACGUCUUCCACAAAUGUCGGGGUGUGGACGCUGAUGGUCCACUGGCUAGGCUAAAGAACCUCAUCUUUAAUCCUGAAACUUUAGAGAACAUUCAGCAGUGGAUUGUGAAACACUGGUGGGCUGUGUUGUUGAUGGGGAUAGCUCUAGUCAUUGUGAUGGGAGUUUUCAUCAAAAUCUGUGCCGUUCACACGCCCAGCUCCAACCCUCGCAAGCCUAAACACAGACAGCUGACACUGCCUCGCACGCUCCAGCGCAGGCGUCAACAACAGCGCCAGCCACAGCAGCCUGGCCAGUCCUCGUCUGGGCAGAAUCAGGGCAGAAGUGGGGGCAGCGGGCACUCUCGCCGGCCCAUGGCCAGGAGUGUGGAAGAGAGGAAACCAGCGACCAGUGAACAGUUACCUCCCAUAAACCAGGAGCCCCCACCCCCCUACUCCAGCGCUGUGCCAUUAACUAUAGAACUUGCCCCCACCUCGUCCUCCUCCACCCCGCUGCUGAUAGAACCUGUCCGUGCUCCUGACCUCACGGCCAUCCCUUCAGGUGGACCUAAGAGGGGCCACGGGGGAGCCAGGAAAAACAAAGGGGACACAGAGAAGGCAGCCCGCGGGAAGAAGAAAGCUAAAAAUGACAUGGAGCUUAAGAGAUUGUAGCCCAGCGCAGACAAUUGAUCUGGCCACAAGCCAUGGACUGACCAGCUCAAGCCAUGGACUGACCAGCUCAAGCCAUGGACUGACCAGCUCAAGCCAUGGACUGACCAGCUCAAGCCAUGGACUGACCACAUCAAGCCAUGGACUGA